AUAUUUCUUUUUAUAUUUCAGGUGAUUGGUGAAUUUUUAGAAAACUGGAAGCAACCCGGAUUUGAUCCCGCGUCACAUCAGCUGAGAAGGUAGUUCGUGUUUUUGUGUAGUAGUAGUAUGGCCUGCGUUGAACUGAAAGCAGUCAGACUGAUGCAACUGCGACGAAGUGGUGGAGCGGUGCUGAAGAGAGGAGACGACGGCAACGGCCGAUCGCCACUGAAAGGCUCUUCGACGACAUCGGAGGAGAGCGAAAUGGUGGUGGAGAGCUACAGAUGUUCCGGUUCAGUGACAUCGGAGGAGAUGGACGGCGAUGAGGUGGUGGUGGUCACCAGGAGGAAAGGAGAACGACACGACGAUGACGUCGAUAAUGAUGACGAUGACGACUGCGACAUGAACGACGACAACGUGUUCUCUCCAGAAAUCUCGACCCUCCCAACGUCCUCCUCCACCCCUCCUCCUCCUCUUGCUGCUGCUGCUCCUGGUGGUGGUGGUGGUGGUGGUGGUGGCGGUGGCGGUGGUGUCUUGAAUCCGGAGAAGAUGAAUAUCCUCGGGGAGAAGAAGUCGGCGGCGGGUAGCGGCGGCGGCGGCGGUGACGUUGUGGUGGUGACGGGAAUUACAAGACGCUGCGGCAGUCGUGGCGGACCCAUCGACUCUCAAGCAGACGGAAUUCUGGGUAAAUGUGCAAUCAUGGCAGACACCAAAGACCCGAACUUGACUUCCGGCAAGCUCAGCCUCGUCAUCAAUAAACCUUUGGCUAACAACAACCACAACAACAAUAACAACAACAACAUUAAAAUCAGCAACAACAACAAUAUCAUCGUCGACAACAACAACAAAAACAACAAAGAGAUGCCAGCCAACUCCCCGCCCCCGCACAGCUUAUCCCCAUCUUCCUCCACCUCCUCCCUCUUCGUUUCCUCUCCUUCCUCUUCUCCAUACCCUCCCUCACCGGCGGCCAUUAUCCACGGUGGAGGCGGCGGUGGGUCGUCGUCAUCGGCGUCGGCGUCGGCGGCGGCGGCGGCGGUGGCGACCCCCGGAUUUUUCUGCCUGAAGAGCGGCGCCUACCCGUUGAUCGCGUCGCGUGAGCUGGGUACGCGUUCGGCCAGCUACAGCUCCGAGAACCCCCUGGACCUGCGCAACAAAGUCCCCGCCAUUCGACGCCGCUUCAGCGACGCCAUUACAGAGAUGCCGAUCCGCAAGAUGGCGCGGCGGAUGUUUACCAAUAGUCGUGAACGCUGGCGACAACAGAACGUUAACGGAGCCUUCGCAGAGUUGCGUCGGUUGGUGCCCACCCAUCCACCCGACAAGAAACUCAGCAAAAAUGAGAUUCUGCGUUUGGCCAUCCGGUAUAUCAAUCUGCUGACUCAAGUUAUCGACUACCAAAAGACAGCCGAAGACGGCGCCUUUGAAUGCGAGCCGAAGAAGAAGAAGAAUAGUAUUAUAGCAGACGCCGCUGGGAAACUUCGAGGCGGCGGUGGCGGUGGCGGGGGCAGUGGCGGUGGUGGUGGGGGUCGGCUUGCGACCCGCAUCGAGGCCAUAAUGGCUGUGAACGAGAGCAGCGACCCCAGUUCGAACCACCGGCAUCGGGUUUUUCAUCAACAGCAUCUCUACAACCCGAACCUGAACCGACAGCAAUACCACCACCAGCACCAACACCAGCAUCAUCAUCAUCAUCACCACCACCACCAUCAUCGUCACAACACGAACAACAACAACAAUACCAACAACAACAACAACAACAACAGCAACGAAAAUUUGAAUUGUCACGACAGACUCGCUGACGAGGGCGACGCAGACGGCAGCUUACAACACUCCACUCUAUCAGGAGCCCUCAACCACAACAGCAACAGUAACAACAGCCACAACAACCACAACCACAACAACAACAACAACAAUGUUAUCCACAUCACGAAAAUUGAAGACGAUUACAGUGAGGUGAUGUCCCAGGGGCCAUCGCCAGCCUCCAGUUAUUUUGAUGACACCAGUGAAGAUGAAUCCUGUAUUUGAACCCGCGAACUGGAUAAUUCAGUAUCAAGGCUCACCCUAUUUGAUUCCUCCUCCUCCUCCUCCUCUCCUCACCCCCACCCCAGCGGAUUCUUUUCUUCUGAAAUAUUCCAGAACUUCCCAGAAACUGAUUUUACACAAAAGAAUCAUUUUCUUUUUGUUUUCAUUUUUUUUUUCAAAAUAAAAAAAAAAAAAGAAUCCCUGUUCAAUUAAUUUCAAUAACGAUUUUGAGAUCGA
Molecule: messenger RNA, 2241 nt
Organism: Octopus sinensis (East Asian common octopus)
Lineage: Eukaryota; Metazoa; Mollusca; Cephalopoda; Octopoda; Octopodidae
Exons: 1
Coding region: 118-2007 (629 amino acids)
Biological process (GO): regulation of transcription by RNA polymerase II
Molecular function (GO): DNA-binding transcription factor activity, RNA polymerase II-specific; protein dimerization activity; RNA polymerase II cis-regulatory region sequence-specific DNA binding
Source: RefSeq, a predicted model, not a curated record